AUGGCACAAGUAAACGAGACGGACCAGGAACCCAGCUACAGCCAGUUUGCCUGCAUUGGAACCGGAUUCUCAGCCAUUGCCCUGGGUGCAACCUUGAAGAGAUGGUACGGAAUAACUGAUAUUUGCUUCUUCGAAAAGCACAAGCAGCUAGGAGGAACUUGGUUCGUCAAUAAAUACCCAGGCUGUGCUUGUGACGUGCCUAGCGCCCUUUACAGUUUCUCUUUCGAGCCAAAUCCGACAUGGAGUCGCAUGUUGCCAUCGACAGACGAGCUAUGGGCCUAUCUAAAUCGCGUCGCCACCAAGUACAGCCUUCCGAGAAAAAUGAGCUUCGGCGUCAAUGUGGAACGCUGUGAGUGGAUUGAAGAACGCAGUCGAUGGCAGCUUCAUAUCCGACACCUCGCGACGGACAGCGUCUACAAGCACGAAUCCCAAUUUCUCUUCUGUGCCAGUGGCCAGCUUGUCACACCUAGAGACCUCGGCGUUCCAGGCGUUGGGUCGUUCAAAGGUCCCAUAUUCCACGCCUCACGCUGGCGUCACGACAUCGAUCUCACCGACAAGAAUGUCGUCGUCUUUGGGAACGGUUGCACUGCGGCUCAAAUUGUGCCAAGCAUCGUUGGCAAGACCAAGCAUCUAACUCAGAUCAUACGCUCCAAGCACUGGGUCCUGCCCCCCAUCGACCAGCCAUUCCCAGCCUGGUUCAAAUUCUUCCUCACCUGGUUUCCUGGCGCCUUGCUAGCUUUCCGCUUCAUCAUCUUUUUGGCCGCGGAAAACGAACUCCGAGGCUUUCCUAUGACCAAGGCGGGAGCCAGGUUCCGACAGUCGAGACGCAGGAUAGCAGAAGCGUAUAUGCGCAAGACAGCCCCGGCCAAGUAUCACGACUUGCUUGUUCCCGAUUUUGAAAUUGGCUGCAAGCGUCGAAUUUUUGAUUCCGGUUAUCUGGAGAGCCUCCAUGCCAAGAAUCUGACACUAACAAACGAGGAAGCAGUGGAGAUUCUGCCAAACGGCGUUCGCACCAAUAAGGACAAGAUUAUCCCCGCCGACGUUGUUGUUCUGGCAAAUGGUUAUGUGACCAACCGCUUUCUUGGCAAUAUAGAGGUCGUCGGUCGCCAGGGCGAGACUAUCAAGGACCACUGGGAUCGCUUUGGGGGAGCAGAGGCAUACAAUUGUUCCGCGCUAAGUGGCUUUCCCAACUUUUUUGUUCUUCUAGGUCCUAAUGCGGCUACUGGUCAUACAUCUGCCAUUAUGGCUGCGGAGAAUUCCGUCAACUUUGCGUUGCGAAUUCUUAAGCCAGUCCUUGAUGGGAAGUCGAGCGUGGUUGAUCUCAAGAUUGAGGCCGAACACAGAUAUGUCGAUCGCAUUCAAGCUGACCUGCAGAAGACGGUUUGGUUCUCUGGAUGUAAAAGCUGGUACGUGAGAGAUGGUGAGGAGGGCAAGAAGUGGAACGCAAUGAGCUAUCCUUGGUCCCAAGGGCAUUUCUGGUACAGAAGCGUGUUUCCUACUUGGAGUGACUGGAGCUUCAGCGUAGGUUCUAACUACUAUGGAACAGUGUAG
Molecule: messenger RNA, 1551 nt
Organism: Trichoderma virens Gv29-8
Lineage: Eukaryota; Fungi; Ascomycota; Sordariomycetes; Hypocreales; Hypocreaceae
Exons: 3
Coding region: 1-1551 (516 amino acids)
Source: RefSeq, a predicted model, not a curated record